Molecule: messenger RNA, 1467 nt
Organism: Rhodamnia argentea
Lineage: Eukaryota; Viridiplantae; Streptophyta; Magnoliopsida; Myrtales; Myrtaceae
Product: exopolygalacturonase-like
Exons: 4
Coding region: 49-1260 (403 amino acids)
Biological process (GO): carbohydrate metabolic process
Molecular function (GO): polygalacturonase activity
Source: RefSeq, a predicted model, not a curated record
UUUACGAGGAGAAACGAAGCCGAGAAAAGGAAAUAACAGUGUAUAGACAUGGACAAAAGAUCGGUUUUACCUGCUGCAAUUGCACUUCUGUUUUUUGCUUCCACAGCAACAUCCCAAAUUUAUGAUGUCACGAAAUAUGGCGCGAGUGGUGGCGGUAGUUCGGAUAUCAGCCAGGCUCUUGUUAGCGCAUGGAAAGAGGCCUGCGCGUCGACAAAUGCUAGCAAAGUCAAGAUCACGGUGCCGGCAGGGACAUAUGUGUUAAGGGAAGUGGUCUUAGGAGGUCCAUGCAAGGCCGCGAUUGAGGUCCAGGUUGAUGGCACACUCAAGGCCCCUGCAGAUCCUGCCCAAAUGAAGACCGAUGGGUGGGUCACGUUCCAGAACGUUGACCAGUUCACAUUGUCAGGUCACGGAACUUUCGAUGGUCAAGGGAAAACGGCGUGGACAAAGAAUAUCUGCAGCAAAACAAAGGAAUGCGCGAACCUUCCUAUAAACAUAAGGUUCAACUUUGUCACCAAUGCCAUAGUCCAGGACAUAACUUCCCUUGACAGCAAACAGUUCCAUGUGAAUGUUUUGGGCUGCAAAAAUUUCACGUUCCAACAUGUUACCAUCACUGCACCCGGAGAUAGUCCCAACACGGACGGAAUCCACAUUGGUCGUUCAACUGGGGUCAAUAUAAUCAACACUGGCAUCAAGACCGGGGGCGAUUGCAUUUCCAUCGGUGAUGGCAGCGAGCAAAUACACAUCAAUGGAGUAACUUGCGGGCCUGGUCAUGGCAUUAGUGUAGGGAGUCUUGGAAGAUACCCAGGUGAACAGCCUGUGUCUGGUAUUUUUGUAAAAAACAGCACAAUUACCGGCGCGAUGAACGGUGUUAGGAUCAAAACAUGGCCUGCUUCUCCUGCCGGAACCGCUACGGACAUGCAUUUCGAGGAUAUUACAUUGGACAAUGUCGGGAACCCGAUCCUCAUAGAUCGGAAGUACUGCCCAUGGAAUCAGUGCACGGCACAGGUUCCGUCCCUGAUAAAGAUAAGCAAUAUCAGCUUCAGAAGAAUCCAGGGAACUUCUUCAACACAGGUAGCAGUUAAGCUUGAUUGUAGCCCCCGCUACCCGUGCGACAAAGUGGAGAUCAGCGACAUCGAUAUCGCAUACCAUGGUGCUGAGGGUCCCGCUACAUCCUUGUGUACCAAUGUCAAGCCCGUUAUCUCUGGCAAGCAGAACCCAGCAAUCUGCGCCAAUGUGACGGGAAGCUCUCAAACUCAGUAAACAAAAUGCUUGUGACAUGAUGAUCGGAUACAUAGUCGAUGGAGAUUCAGACCAUCUCCUAUCUAUUCCUGUUGGCUUCUCAAUCUAGCCAAUAUGAGAAUUACCAGUUAGAGUAAGAUUAUUGCUUGUAGAAAUAAGAGAAUCGCCUGUUGUGAGACGAUGGUUUAAUAAAUGAAGAUAUUCCAUUAAUUUCGGCUGCUAAGUCGU